Lotus japonicus is the source of this 1218-nucleotide messenger RNA. RefSeq names its product protein FAR1-RELATED SEQUENCE 5-like. Lineage: Eukaryota; Viridiplantae; Streptophyta; Magnoliopsida; Fabales; Fabaceae. The record is from RefSeq and is a predicted model, not a curated record. Bases 1 to 1218 code for a protein of 405 amino acids. The transcript has a single exon.
AUGGGUAUGGAAUUUGAUUCUGAAGAGGAUGCGAUUAAGUUCUAUGAAAGAUAUGGUCAGUGUUAUGGUUUUGGUGUAAGGAAAGACAAUAUCUAUCGUUCUGCUAACGGUUACAUUGUUACUCGUCAACUGGUAUGCAGCAAAGAGGGGGUGAGGCAUAGAAAAUACUUGCAGCAGAGGGACCGGGUUAGAGUUUCAAAGGGAAUUACCAGGGUGUCAUGUCCAGCUCGCUUCCGUGUUCGCUUUGAAAGCAACUCAGGUAAGUGGAAAGUUGCUUACUUUGUCAGGAAUCACAACCAUGUUCUGGCACCUGUGGAUAAAGUCCACUUGAUUUCUUCCUUUCGGCACCUCAAUGAUUCUGACAAGGCUCAGAUCAAUAGCCUUAAGCUACAUGGGGUGAAGACUUGCAACAUAAUGGGCUUGAUGCUGGGGCAGAAAGGUAGUCAUGAGGCAUUGGGUUUUACGAAGAAGGAUCUGUUCAAUCACAUUGAUAAGGAGAAGCGGAUAAGGGUAGGAAACGGAGAUGCAGUUGCUGCUUUGUCAUAUUUUCAGGCUAAGGCUGAGGGUGAUCCAAUGUUUUUCUCCAAGUAUACUAAAACUGAAGAUGAAAAUCUCAAAGACUUAUUUUGGAGUGAUGGAGUGAGCAGAGUGGAUUACCAUGCUUUUGGCGAUGUAAUUGCCUUUGACAGCACCUAUAAGAGGAACAAGUAUAAUAAGCCUCUUGUGAUUUUCUGUGGCUACAAUCAUCAUGGGCAGACAACAGUUUUUGCUUGUGCUUUGGUUACGGAUGAGUCGAUCGAGACUUAUAAGUGGGUUUUGGAGACAUUUGCUGAGUGUAUGUUUCAGAAGCACCCGAAAGGUGUUGUUACAGAUGGUGAUUUAGCAAUGAAAGAAGCAAUAAGUUGUGUCUUUCCUAAUGCCCGUCACAGGUUGUGUGGUUGGCAUAUUCAACAAAAAGCGCUACAGAAACUUAAGAAUUCAGACUUUUUGGAUGAUUUUAAAGUUCUGAUUUAUGGCAACUUCAAUCCGGAUAGAUUUGACCAUGUUUGGGCUAAGGUUAUGGAGAAGUAUGGAUUUGGUGAUGAUGAGUGGUUGACAAGAAUGUAUGGGAUGAAAGAAAUGUGGGCAACUGCAUUUAUGAGGGACAAAUUCUUUGCAGGCAUAAGAACCACGUCAAUGUGUGAAGGGAUCAGUUCAUUCAUCAAGAGCUAUGUUUAA